AUGACUCCUGAGUAUCGAGAAGUUGAGCUUUUUGAAGUCCCGUCGUUCUUAACCCCAUCACUAGUUGGUGACGUCUCAAAGGGAAUGGCUGAAUCUGAUCACCAAAUUCACUCUGCUGAGAUCAAACUUCCAUCACAAUACUAUUUCUAUAUGGAAUCACAAACAACAUUAGCUGUCCCGGAUGAAGACAACUGCAUGGUGGUUUAUAGUUCUAGUCAGGUCCCUGAAUCGGUACAAAGUAUCAUUUCCCGGUGUCUUAAUAUUCCCGAACACAAUGUUCGUGUGAUUACACGACGGGUUGGUGGCGGUUUUGGUGGAAAGGCUAUUAAAGCUAUGCCCGUUGCGGCAGCAUGCGCACUUGCAGCUUACAAACUACGCCGUUCUGUAAGAACAUAUGUAAAUCGAAAAACCGACAUGAUAUUGUUGGCCCGAACUUGGAUCUUGAUCUCUAACGAGCGUGAAUAA
This is a messenger RNA of Helianthus annuus (common sunflower), 465 nucleotides long. Its product is annotated as aldehyde oxidase 4-like. The record is from RefSeq and is a predicted model, not a curated record. Bases 1 to 465 code for a protein of 154 amino acids. The transcript is spliced from 4 exons. Lineage: Eukaryota; Viridiplantae; Streptophyta; Magnoliopsida; Asterales; Asteraceae. Gene Ontology annotation, molecular function: iron ion binding; oxidoreductase activity.